Messenger RNA from Odobenus rosmarus divergens (Pacific walrus), 987 nucleotides. It is a transcript of the gene CES4A, whose product is annotated as carboxylesterase 4A. NCBI's taxonomy places the organism in Eukaryota, Metazoa, Chordata, Mammalia, Carnivora, Odobenidae. The record is from RefSeq and is a predicted model, not a curated record.
AUGCCAGGUACCCUGCACACCAAAGAACCUCUAGUGGUUACCAAAUAUGGGACCCUCCAAGGAAAAUAGAUGCAUGGGAAGACACCCAUCAAUGUCUUCCUAGGAAUCUCCUUCUCCAGACCUCCUGUGGGUGCCUGCAGGUUCACUGCCCCAGGCCCCCCAGAAUCCUGGGGAGGAAUCAGAAAUGCCACCACCUAUGAGGUUUCAGGAGGCCUGGGGCGGAUCGCCUCCAUGUAUCCCAACACGCGAAAACAAUACAAGUGGCUGAGCUUCAGCGAGGACGGUCUGUACCUGACCGUGUACCGCCAGCGCGCGCCUGGGGACGCUCUGCUUCGGCUGAGUAUUCAUCUUCACGCGCGCCGCCCGGCUCAGCCACUCCACCGCCCCGCUCAGGCCUCGGCUUUCCGCGCCCGGGUGAUGGUCUGCUUCCCAGGAGGCCCCUUCCUCGUGGGCUCCGCUUCCACGUACUAUGCGUCUGAACUGGCCGCCCGCGAGAAAGCGGUGCUUGUGCUGCGGCAGCAUAGGCUCGGCAUCCUGGCCUUCCUGAGCGCGGGCGACAGGCAGGCCCGCGGGAACUGGGUGCUGCUGGACCAGGUAGCGGCUCAGCGCUGGGUACAAAAAAAAAACAUCGCAGCCUUCGGUGGAGACCCAGACUGCGUAACCCUGUUUGGCCAGUCUUCGUGGGCCAUGUGUAUCUCGGGACUGUGGAAGGAGCAGGGUGGGACGUUAGCCCCCCACGUUCUGUUCCAAAUGUCACAUCAUAUUCCGACCCCCGGCCAUUCCACAGUUGAGGAGAAGGCGCUGAGCCUCCAGAUGAUGAAAUACGGGGCCGACUUUGCCCAUACAGGAAACCCCAAUGUUGGGAAGCUGACCUACCGGCCACAAUACAAGGAGGAGAAGUACCUGUGGAUGGAUUUCACCACGAGGGUGGGUGUGAAGCUCAAGGAGGAGAAGAUGGCCUUUCAGAUGAGACUGCACCAGCAUUGA